Capsicum annuum is the source of this 2682-nucleotide messenger RNA. RefSeq lists its product as uncharacterized. Lineage: Eukaryota; Viridiplantae; Streptophyta; Magnoliopsida; Solanales; Solanaceae. The record is from RefSeq and is a predicted model, not a curated record.
AAACUUUAAAUUGUUAAAAUAUUUACCAAACCGUUACAUUGCUUUUACUAUAGAAAUAUUUAUAUUUAUUUAUUGAAAUUAACUUAUCUUUCAAUUGUUAUAGUUUAACUGAAAUUGAAUUUACAGUUUUUUGUCGGUAGUUUAUAGAAGUUGUUAAACUUUUACAUAUUUUUCAUCAUUUUAGUUAUUAUUUAAAAUUAAAACUUAAUUAUUUAAAAAUAAUUAAAAAAUAGUAAAAGCAAUGGAUAUUUUAAAGGAUGACAUUUAGGUGAAUGAGAGGGUUGCACCUUUUGUUAUUAAGAAUAUAUAGAUAUAGAUAUAAAUAUGAAAUUUUUAAUUAAACAAAUUAACUCGUUUAUAUUUGCUACUUAGUUAAGUGUAUAAGUUUUAGAUUUUUUUUUUAAGAAACAAAUGCAAUAAUGAAUUACUAACAUUUAGAUUUGUUUACAAUUCAAUGCAGAUGGAUAUUGUAUAUGAUAAAAUAUGGUUGAAUGAGAAGGUUGCAUUAUAAUUAAAUUUUGCUUGAAGUGAUGCCAAUAUACUAAAUGUAUAAGCAAUUUAUGUGAUUUAAUUUGAUUUUAUUUGAAUUUUGAUUUAAUGAAUGUGAAUUUCAAGUAAGAGAUUUGUAAUAAGAAUUUUAAGUAAGAGAUUUGUAAUAAACAGUGUAUGUUUGUACUUGUAAGUUGUUAUUGAUAAUAGUAUAGUUAUGAUCAUAAAAAAAAAAGUGCAGUUUCAUAAAACAAAUUCAAAAUCAAUUUUGUUCUAUAAAAAGUAGUAUAGGAAGUUUGUAUUUGUAAAGUGUUUUAUAUAAUUGUGUAAAGGGGGUAACAAUUAUAACCAACUUACAAACAUUCGAACUAAAAAAGUAAAAUUGUGAAGUAACUGAUAAUUUGAAGUUGAAAUUUGAAAAGAAAAACUAUAAAAUUGUAAAGUAACAAAAAGUAUAAAAUUGUGAAGUAUCUGAUAAUUUGAAUUUGAAAUUUUCUGAUUGUAAAGUAACGUAAAAGUUGCAUUUGAAAUUUAUAAAACAACUAAUGCAACAACUAUUUCCUAACUAAUUAACUAAAAUAACAUGUGUCAAAAUUUAAUGUUUCCACUUGGCUAAAUGGAGGAUUUGUCCUCUCCUUUUAAUAAUAUAUAGAUUCCAUCUCACUAAUUAAUUACAAAAAUCCCUUCUAACUCAUAAAAGUAGCUUAUCUCCAGAUACAUCACAAUUCACCCCUAUUACUUCACCUACUGCGUCGCAAAUCUCGCAAACUUAAUAUGAGUACAUUUUGUCUAUCGAUUUGACUCAGUUACCCUGAUUUUGUCCCUAAUUCGAUUUAGCCUUACUUGUGAGGAACUAUUUGACUAAUUGAUUUCCUAAUUUCUCUUUGCCCUUAUUUAGUGUGACAGACAAUCAUUUACGUAUUAAUUAUGAUAAAUUUAGAUGAUAUUGCAAUUGAUUGAUACUAAUGUCUUUUACCCCCUCUUGACUUCCUUUAAUUUCCUUAUUUUGUUUAUGGAAGAUUUCAAUAUUAAGAUUUAGACAGAUUCUUAUUUGUUUAUUUGUGGCAACCAUAGCAUGAUUGAUGGAGUUAAGUGAUUUACCUUAUUGAAUAAUCUCCUUGAUUGAAUUAUCAAAUAUUUUUCUUCCUUUUAUUUUUGUGAUCUUUUGCUAUAUAAACAACUCCUCCUCAAAGAAUGAUGAGACAACUUACAAUUUACAAACUUUUUAUAAUAAGCUCACGUGAGUCCCUCUAUUCUCAGCCAAGCAUUUAUUUUUAUGCAGAUUUAACUUAUAUACAUUGAUAACUUAAAAAAUUUUUUUUAGCAAUAGUAACCUGUAAAUUCUUUAUAUAUGAAUCUCAUUUUUCUUUUCCUUUCUUCCCAUAUUAUAGUAUACUAUUCAACAACAACAAUAUACCCAGUGUAUUCCCAUAUUGUGGGGUCUGGGGAAAAUAAAGUGUACACAGAUCAUACCACUACCUCAUGUGAAGUAGAGAGGCUGUAUUGUAGUAUACUAUUCACUAUGAAAAAUUCCCAACAACCUCUUGCCAUAGAGAGUUUUUCAUAUAGCUGGUUGUUGAAAAGAAAACCAUCCAUUGAUGUCCUAACAAAAUCCCCUAGACCCUCUUAUAGUAGUCAUGAUGAUGCUGAGGAAGAGUUAAAAUUUAUCGCUUAUUUGUAAAGAUUUCUAAAAGAAGAACAAAACUUCAACUUUGAUGUUCAUCCUGUUUCAGAAUCUGUUUGUGCUGAUGAAAUCUUCUCUGAUGGAUAUAUCAUGCCUCGAUAUCUUGAUAGAUCAAAGAUUGAAUCUUUUCGCGAAGCCUUCAAUAAUUUCAACACAAAUUCAUCAGUACCCUCAACUAGUACUCCUCCCACACCAAUAUCUAAAAUUUCAAAUUCCACAACUAGUCAAGCUGAUUUUCUUGAAAAAUGGAGGAAGUUUUCAUGCAAAAUCUUGGUUAAGUGGUUUGGAUUCAUCAGGCCAAUCUCCAAAAGGAUAGCAAGUUCAAGAAAAAGUACUGCAAAAGUUGAUGAACUUCAAAUAAAAGUAAGUGAAAUUCAAAGCUGCAAGAGUACUACUGAUACUUCAUUUCAGGGAUCUCCUCGUCGAAUGUUGAAAUCUUAUUCUGUUGUCAAUUGGUGUGGAAAUGAUAACAACCAAAGAAGUAGUAGUAGUAUUAGAAGAGUUAAGAG